AUGCAUUCGCUUCCGGAGGAGAGGUUGCCUGGUCGCCUACGCCCAAGUUCCCUUCAAGCCGCAGAGCUGGCGGCCCAGGGGGAAUCGCAAAGUCAGGAAAAUCUCUCAAGCCCCUCUCCGUCAACUUCAGAAGUUUAUAAGAUAAGCUUUAUAUUUCCAAAUGGAGACAAGUAUGAUGGUGAGUGUACAAGAACAUCUUCUGGAGUCUAUGAGAGAAAUGGAAUAGGGAUUCAUACCACUCCUAAUGGGAUUAUCUACACAGGGAGCUGGAAAGAUGACAAGAUGAAUGGUUUUGGGAAACUUGAGCAUUUUUCAGGAGCAGUAUAUGAAGGACAAUUUAAGGACAAUAUGUUUCAUGGACUGGGAACUUACGUAUUCCCAACUGGGGCAAAGUACACUGGAAAUUUCAAUGAAAAUAGAGUGGAAGGUGAAGGGGAAUAUACGGAUAUCCAAGGACUGGAAUGGAGUGGUAACUUUCAUUUCACAGCCGCUCCAGGCCUGAGGCUGAAACUCCACCUGUAGAUAUUCUGCGUGAAAGUUUAAGUGUGGUAAUUGCAACUUCUAGUCAUAAGGAAAGGAAUUAAAUCUGUGAUCUGUAAUAACUUCAUAUACCAUCUCUAUGAGUUUGCCAAUAAAACCAUAACUAAUUCA
Molecule: messenger RNA, 651 nt
Organism: Oryctolagus cuniculus (rabbit)
Lineage: Eukaryota; Metazoa; Chordata; Mammalia; Lagomorpha; Leporidae
Source: RefSeq, a predicted model, not a curated record